AUGGCAGCUCUUGUUGUGGUAAUAAAAACUACCAUUACAGAAGUUCAGUUUGCUGCCGUGGCACAAUUCUCUCAAGAAGUUAUGGCAGCUCUUGUUGUGGUAAUAAAAACUACCAUUACAGAAGUUCAGUUUGCUGCCGUGGCACAAUUCUCUCAACAAGUUAUGGCAGCUCUUGUUGCGGUAAUAAAAACUACCAUUACAGAAGUUCAGUUUGCUGCCGUGGCACAAUUCUCUCAAAACGUUAUGGCAGCUCUUGUUGUGGUAAUAAAAACUACCAUUCCGUAUCCCAAAUUUGCUGCCGUGGCACAAUUCUCUCAAAACGUUUUGGCAACGCUUGUUGUGGUAAUAAAAACUACCAUUACGUAUCCCAAAUUUGCUGCCGUGGCACAAUUCUCUCAAAACGUUAUGGCAGCUCUUGUUGUGGUAAUAAAAACUACCAUUCCGUAUCCCAAAUUUGCUGCCGUGGCACAAUUCUCUCAAAACGUUUUGGCAACGCUUGUUGUGGUAAUAAGAACUACCAUUCCGUAUCCCAAAUUUGCUGCCGUGGCACAAUUCUCUCAAAACGUUUUGGCAACGCUUGUUGUGGUAAUAAAAACUACCAUUCCGUAUCCCAAAUUUGCUGCCGUGGCACAAUUCUCUCAAAACGUUUUGGCAACGCUUGUUGUGGUAAUAAAAACUACCAUUACGUAUCCCAAAUUUGCUGCCGUGGCACAAUUCUCUCAAAACGUUAUGGCGGCUCUUGUUGUGGUAAUAAAAACUACCAUUCCGUAUCCCAAAUUUGCUGCCGUGGCACAAUUCUCUCAAAACGUUAUGGCAACGCUUGUUGUGGUAAUAAAAACUACCAUUACAGAAGCUCAGUUUGCUGCCGUGGCACAAUUCUCUCAAAACGUUAUGGCAGCUCUUGUUGUGGUAAUAAAAACUAUCAUUACAGAAGCUCAGUUUGCUGCCGUGGCACAAUUCUCUCAAAACGUUAUGGCAGCUCUUGUUGUGGUAAUAAAAACUACCAUUACAGAAGUAAAAAAUGUUGCCCAGGAAACAUAA
Messenger RNA from Paramuricea clavata, 1041 nucleotides. NCBI's taxonomy places the organism in Eukaryota, Metazoa, Cnidaria, Anthozoa, Malacalcyonacea, Plexauridae. The record is from the annotation of a GenBank genome assembly.